AUGGAUACGAAUGCAAAGAUGUACGAGAAGGAAGGGCAAGAACUUGAAAAUCCAACAGAGUAUCGGCAAAUCAUCGGAAGUCUCAUAUAUUUGACGUUGACACGACCCGACAUCGCAUUUGCGGUUGGAGUCUUGAGUCGGUUCAUGCAAAAACCACGCCGACCUCACUUGUUUGCUGCUCGAAGAGUUUUGAGAUAUGUGAAGAAUUCGAUCGGUUUAGGAAUAGAGUUCAAGAGGGAGUCGAGUAUAGAGUUAAAUGGAUUUUACGAUGCGGACUAUGCAGGAGAUCCGAAUAUCAAAGAUCGACAACUGGUUACGUAUUCUUCAUUGGAAGUAGUAUGGUAUCAUGGUGUAGUAAACGUCAAGCCACGGUGUCCCUAUCAACCACUGAAGCAGAAUAUCGGGCAUCCGCGAUGGCAGCCCAAGAGGUGA
Messenger RNA from Helianthus annuus (common sunflower), 432 nucleotides. RefSeq lists its product as uncharacterized. Lineage: Eukaryota; Viridiplantae; Streptophyta; Magnoliopsida; Asterales; Asteraceae. The transcript has a single exon. The record is from RefSeq and is a predicted model, not a curated record. Bases 1 to 432 code for a protein of 143 amino acids.